Messenger RNA from Carassius gibelio (silver crucian carp), 3622 nucleotides. Its product is annotated as GTP-binding protein Di-Ras1. Gene Ontology annotation, molecular function: GTPase activity; GDP binding; GTP binding. Gene Ontology annotation, biological process: signal transduction. Gene Ontology annotation, cellular component: plasma membrane. Bases 185 to 781 code for a protein of 198 amino acids. Lineage: Eukaryota; Metazoa; Chordata; Actinopteri; Cypriniformes; Cyprinidae. The transcript has 2 exons. The record is from RefSeq and is a predicted model, not a curated record.
GAGAGGGAGAGAGAGCACUGCCGUUGAGAUUGGACUCUAUCACGUUUUCAUUAUUAGUCUAAAAUGCUUUAGUUCCUUAUUAGCGCAGGCUGCCAUUCAUCUGUCCUGUCAUUCAAAGAGAUCAGUCACGCGGGAAACGUUAAGUUCAGGUCUAGAAAGCAAGUGGCACAGCUGAAGGCCCGAGAUGCCCGAGCAGAGCAACGACUACCGUGUGGUGGUGUUUGGAGCAGGGGGCGUAGGGAAGAGCUCCCUGGUGCUCCGUUUUGUGAAAGGCACUUUCCGGGACACCUACAUCCCGACGGUGGAGGACACAUACCGGCAGGUGAUCAGCUGUGACAAGAGCGUCUGCACCCUGCAGAUCACAGACACCACCGGCAGCCACCAGUUUCCUGCCAUGCAGCGUCUGUCCAUCUCCAAAGGGCACGCAUUCAUCCUGGUCUACUCCAUCACUAGUAAGCAAUCCCUGGAAGAAUUAAAGCCCAUAUACCAGCAGAUUCUUGCUAUCAAAGGCAACGUAGAGAACAUCCCCAUCAUGCUUGUUGGAAAUAAGAGCGAUGAGACUCAACGGGAAGUGAACACCGAGGAUGGAGAGGCCCAGUCCAAGAUCUGGAAGUGUGCUUUCAUGGAGACCUCGGCGAAGACUAACCACAAUGUCACUGAGCUUUUCCAGGAGCUUCUCAACUUGGAAAAGAAGAGGAACAUGAGUUUGAACAUCGAUGGCAAGCGUUCUGGGAAGCAAAGCAGGGCUGACAAGCUGAAAGGGAAAUGCAGCGUCAUGUAGAGUGCUUGUUAGAGACAUGGUGAGAUAACACAGAGAGAUAGAGUGAUAAAAUAACAAAGAAAAGGAACUGAGGGGGUGGGGAAUGAAUGGAAAUGGUGUUAUUUGACAUUUCAUGCCUAUUUCCGAUAACAAUUUUACACUGACAGCUUAAAUUUCAUCCUUCACCACAGUCUUUGGCCUAAAUAAGCACUGGCCCAUUCAUAUUGCCUUCUCUGUUUUUAUUACAGAAAUCUCUUAUGUCUUAGAAUAAUUCAGACAGCAAUCUCUUGCUAAACAGUCCUUUUUAAAUUCAUGAUGCAAACAUUUUUAUUGAAUAAAGCAGUCAGGCUUCAUAUCGACCUUGAGAUGGUAUCCAGACAUAAGACUUUGCACAAUGACAACUAAACUUUUGUUUCAUGUAUUCAUCAAAUGUUGAGUAAGUAGCAUCAGUUUGAGACUAUAUAACAAAAUAGUCAAACCACCUUUUAAUACUUUAUUACAGGUUGUGUAGAAUCCACUUUUAUUUGUUGUCCUCAUAACUUUUUGAGGAUUACUUUUGCAUGUCUUUAUAUCUUAAAAAAAUACCAACCAAUAAUUAAGACAAUGAUUUUGUUAAACAUUAGCAAAAUACCAUAGAAUGCUUUGUAAAAUGAUUACCUGCAGUGACAUCAAAGCAGAUCAAAAAUCUGAAAGCAUAAAGACUCUUCAUAUUUCACGCAGAUGCACACAUGCUUAUGUAAUCAUCAGCACCAUCAUCAUCUCUGGUGUUCAGCUGCUCAAAAUUUAGACACUUCUGGCCUCCCUAAUAAUUUAGAGUGAGCCAGAAUCUCUCUCUUCUUUUUUACGUUUCUCAGGAUGAACUGCUCAUAUUUUAUAACUGUUCAUCUGAGACAAUAACAAAUGUAGUCAAUCAGUAAAUGAAUGCAUUGCAGGAGGUGCAUUUUGGCAGCAAAACUAAAUUGAGGAAGCAAGUCUUCUACCCUAGUUGUAGAGACUAAUGUGAACAUCAAAGAGUAUAUAUAAUAUGGUCACCCGAAGUUAUAAUAGUUUUAGGAUAAAGAAACCGAACAUUUACAUCACCAGCCAUUACAGGAGUUUUUGGGCUGGAACAAUUCAGUUUUCGUGUUCUCAGUGACCCUUAUAGGAACACCACCAACCUGUUUCAGUUUCGGUAAGAGAAUGCAAUCACACUGCAAAUCAGCCUUUGACAAAAGAAAUCUCUUGCUUCAAAGGGCCGUGAUUGUAUAGCAUUAUAUUUUUAUCCAACCAGCUGAUUGCCUUUGUACACUGAUGUGAGAAAGAGCCCCUUUAAUAUGUUUUCAGGACAACAUUGUUUUUCCAUGUUAUGCUGGUUUGCUAGUUUUUGAACAGGGUACGCCAGAAAAGAGAAAAAAAAGCAUUACAUAACAACAUUUCAGAAAACGAAUACAAAUAAGACCGAAAUUCAUAUGGUUUAUUUUGUUAGACUUGUAAAUUAAGCAUUUUUGAUGACAUAUUAUAAUCAGUAAAAAGCAACUUAUUAAAAAGAAGGGUAUUAAACACUCAGAUAUGAAUUUUAACAUUUCACCCAAUUAUUUUAGCGCAGGUAGAAAACUAACAUAAUAAAUAAGUAGAAGAGUAUUAUAUCCCACCCCCUUUAUACAGCAGCUAUAAUAUAUACUAAUGAUAUACUGUGACAAGCAUUGCAAUAGAACAGAAACCAAUAUCAUCAGUCAUUUAUAGUUUCUGGUUUGCUGUCAGUUAAUAUUAUGACUCAGCCUGUUAACUCUGAUUGAUUUAUAUGAUUAAUAUUUUAAUAUUAGUUCCCUGGAUGCCCCACCAACACAUUCAUCCCCUUAAAUGGUGCUAUAAUUUACCACCUCCCUACUGGUGACAGCAGUUCUGCUCUGCAUGGUUUAUGCAGUCAUAUCAGUAUAAAAAUCCCCUCUUUCAUCAGAGUUCUGCUGAUUUAUGGCUUUGUAAUUUGCUAAAUUCAGAACAACGCCUCAUCCAUCUAUCGUGACUGUAUUCGAACCCGUUAUACCUGGAUCUACGUGUCCAAUCUCUAUAAAGCCCACUCAGCUGGCGUAUGAGUCACACUGCUGAUAUCAUCAGACUCUGCAAGCUGCACGAAAGGAAAACUGCAGAGCGUCUCGCAUUUUCCAUGCAUGGGAAGUCUGCGCUCUCUGUAGAGUGGCCUUUCGGUUGACUUGCGUCAGCAAUGCCACUGCCCAUCAGUUCUGUGUAUAAAAUCUUUUUUUCAACACAUAUCAUGCACAUUUUAUUGUAAAUAUUUGUAAAUUGUAUGUAAAGAAUAUGACUGUAAAGAAAUCCUCACUGACUCUUGUCGGAUGAACCUACAGACAUGGACACAAUUCCAUCCAAAGCUCUUCAUGUGUUUGGUUGGAAUCGCAGGGGGCUUUUGUGUACAUCUAUAUUAUCUUCAUGCAUUUUACAGUUGGUAUCUUAAAUCUGGUUUACACAGUGAGCACUUUAAAUGCCUAAGGGUAAUGGAAUGUACUGUGAAACGUAUGUAAAUGAUGACCUCUAUUUCUUAAUUCAAACUACGCAUGGUCCCACUUGAUGUUUAGCCAGCAUGAAGGCAAGCAACAAAACUGUGAAGUGACUUUUCAACACAGCAUUUUAUUAUUUUCUUUUUUGUUCAAUAUUUUACUAACGUUUUUCAUUUUUAUUAUUAUAGAUAUUAGCUACUACUGUGUAUGAUAUGUCCUUUAGCAAUAGUUUUCCUAAGACAUGGUAUGCUGUGCUCACGCAUCCAAAAUGAAGGAAAAUAACUACUAAUAUAUAUGUAUAGAUAUACCUGCAAAUAUUCUCUAAUAAAUCUGCUAAUUGAUUUUCAUAAUAAAAAAAUGAAAGAGAAAA